AUGGAGGUUGUGACCUGGGAGGCUAGUGAAGAAUUUGAUGUUGGACUUUCUCCAUUUAAAGAUGUCCAAAGAAACUGUGAAGAAAUCGGUUUGGUAAAUGAUAUUGAAACUCAUGUAAUUGAUGAUACAACAAGCUACACAUCGAACAAUGAGAUUCAGAAUGAUGAAAAUCCAGGACAGGGCAUAUCAAUAUCACCAGGUGGUACUAAUUGGUAUACUCCUGUAGUCGAAGAAAUUAUCAAGCCCGUAAUAGGAUCUGUGUAUCCGUCAUUGGAUGUAGAAGAAUCGAUAUACCAAAAAUAUGCUGAGACGAGUGGUUUUGAGGUACGACGAUCAACCCAAAAGAUUAAUUCUGAUGGUGUAAUACAGAAUAAAUACUUCGUAUGUAGUAGAUUUGGUUUGCCAUUGAAAAAGUCGUUUGAUUCAAUGGUACGCCGUAAACAUCAAAGAGAAGUGCGGAACUCCAAUAUAAAAAGGACCGGGUGUACARCAAGUGUGAAGUUCCGAUUGAUGAAAGGAACAACAACAUAUGAGUGUUACGAUUUUAAAGAGGAUCACAACCAUUCAUUUUUGAGACAUGAGGAUAUGGAUUUGACCAGAAAAGGACGCCAAAUGAAAUUUUCAGAUCAACGAUUUGUUCAUGAUGCCGGAAUAUCAAAUAUGGGUGCCACACGGGCGCAUAAGUUGCAUACAUCUCUAAGAGGAGGGUACGAAUACGGUGGACCAACGGUUGUCGAUUAUCAAAAUUAUAAGAGGGAUUGUGACAAUUUUGUUGGUCGUGGUGAUGCAAAGGUGUUGGUUGAUUUGAUGACAAAGAAGAGGGAUGCUGAUCAUAAUUUYUUUUUCGAGUACAAUUGUGUUGGUAGCGAGUUGCAUACUAUCUUCUGGGUUGAUGAAGUAGCUCGAUUCAAUUAUUCUGAAUUUGGAGAUUUUAGUUACGAUCUCGUUAAUAAUACCACGUUUAAGAAACAAUUUUUCAAGCUCGUAUGGAACAUUCACUUAUCACGUGAUGAGUUUGAGAGUAGAUGGAUGGUUCUUAUCGAGGAGUUCUCCCUUCAAGAUCAUCCAUGGUUGAAAGAUAUGUUCGCUCUAAGAUCUCAGUGGAUACCCGCGUAUUUUAAAGAGCUUCCAAUGUGUUGCCUCAUGAAGACAACAUACAGGUCGGAAAGUGCGAACUCAUUCUUUAACUCUUUUUCAAAAAGUGGAAACAAUCUUUUUCAGUUUAUGUUGGGGUUUGAAUUUGCGUUGGAGAAACAACGUCGGGAGCAACGUCGUCUUGAUUAUCACACGAGAACUACCUUACCUAAAUGGUUGACCUAUAGCCACCUGGAGAGGCACGCCUGUGAGAUUUACACGCGUUCUGUAUUUUUUGAGGUGCAAACCGAGAUACACAGGGCUGCGUGGACAUGUUCAAUUAAGAGUGUCAAUUCAAACGAGGAAGCAGAAACAUAUAUAAUUGAACAUUUAGACAAAAGAGAUGAGAAAAUAGCAGAGUAUAAGGUUGUUCGGAACUUGAAGGAKUCUACCRUUKUUUGUAGUUGCAACCACAUYGGUCGUCAUGGUUAUUUAUGCAGACAURUGUUCAAAGUUUUGCUAAACGCCGGUGUUGAWWCUAUAYCUGAAGAAUAYAUUUUGAGAAGAUGGAGACGUGACCUUAUACCUAUUGAACUUCAAAACAGCCGUCAAAGAAUAUGCGACGUAGGGGAGGAUCAACGGAGAAUAAUUAACGAUACAUAUGAAAUCGUCGAUGAUGUGUUGGAUAUAUUAARARAUGACAAWGAAAAACUAGAAUCAUUUGUGGCUAMACUCARAGAAAUGAGAGAURAUGUAGCMAAAGAUCGCACAUAUGAACCUUCRAUGAAACGUAAAGAGCGUGRAAUAGAACAAAUUCUUGGUUUUACAAGACCURAUAACAUUGAGAUACAUYCUGCUACCGGUAUAAGAAACAAAGGWUGUGGUACGUCAAAAAGAUUGAUUGGUGCAGCUGAGAAAGCAACAKUGAAGAGUAGCAGGCCUAAGAGGAUGUGUAGGGGAUGCAAUAUGAUGUCUAAUCAUGAUAUCCGUAACUGUCCAAAUAAGACAAAGUAG
Cynara cardunculus var. scolymus (artichoke) is the source of this 2088-nucleotide messenger RNA. RefSeq names its product protein FAR1-RELATED SEQUENCE 5-like. Bases 1 to 2088 code for a protein of 695 amino acids. NCBI's taxonomy places the organism in Eukaryota, Viridiplantae, Streptophyta, Magnoliopsida, Asterales, Asteraceae. The transcript has 4 exons. The record is from RefSeq and is a predicted model, not a curated record. Gene Ontology annotation, biological process: regulation of DNA-templated transcription. Gene Ontology annotation, molecular function: zinc ion binding.